AUGGCAAUCGGUCUUCAGCGCUCUGCCCUUUUUGAGGCCCUCGGAACACACGCUCCCCUUUCUACCGCAAUCGUCCAUCAUGGUUCCGAUGUAACAUAUUCAUACGGUUCACUGCUGCGUGAUGUUGCGUGCACUAAAGAACAGCUAGAACAAGUCACCGGGAGAAAUGAAAGCACCAUUGCUGGCGAACGAAUUGCUUUCCUCGUGGAAAAUGGAUAUGACUAUGUUGUUACCCUACUCGCGGUGUUGGCUUCGAAUGCUAUCGCUUUGCCAUUGGCGCCAUCAUUUCCAGCCUCUGAGAUAAGGCAUAUCAUUAAUGACAGUGGGGCUUUUCUCUUAUUGAGUUCGGCCAAGUACGCACAACAAGCAAACGCAGUUUUACAAGAUGGGCUAGAGGCUACCCCUUUAUUUCAUCAUUUGGAUGACCUGAAGCAAUUUGCAGUCGAGGACCAGGAGGUCAAUUUGAUUGGCACCACCGCCACUAAUAAUGGGGGUAUCAUGCUGUACACAUCGGGUACCACAGGGAGACCAAAGGGUGUUUUACUAUCUACCAAUACCUUGGCCGCUCAAGCACAGAGCUUGUUGACUGCUUGGGAAUAUACACCGGAAGACCACCUUUUGCACGUCUUACCCCUUCACCAUAUUCAUGGCAUUGUGAAUGCAAUCUUGACGCCAUUGCUCGCUGGGAGCAGCAUAGAAUUCUUGUAUCCCUUCGAUGCUCACGCGGUCUGGGAACGUUUGGCAUUGCCUUUCCAGACUACACAAGAAAUUAUCCCCGGCAACUCUGGACCCGUUCCUCAUAAUGAGAGAACACCUAUAUCCAUUCUGACAGCUGUGCCUACGGUCUGGGCGCGCUUGCUACAGACCCAUUCAACGCUGGAGCCCGAGACCCUGGCUGCAGCAAAACAGUCAAUAUCUCGGAAGCACUUGCGAUUGAAUAUCUCCGGAUCUGCUGCUUUGCCCAAGCCAACACUCGAUGGCUGGACCGAGCUUUCUGGAGGCAACAUCCUCCUGGAACGUUAUGGUAUGACUGAAGUUGGAAUGGCGCUUUCUUGCGGUCUGGAUGACUCGGAUCGCGUGCCCGGAUCUGUCGGAUGGCCCCUUCCGUUGGUGGAGGUGCGGCUUUGGGAGGUCAACGUUGACACGGGUGUCGGCUCGGUCAUUUCGUUGGGUGAGGAGAUUGACUCUGGUUCAGGAAAAGAGCGCCACGGCGAGAUUCAAUUGCGUGGUCCUACCAUCUUCCGGGAGUAUUGGCGCAAUCCCGCAGCGACGAAGAAAGAAUUUACAGAAGAUGGAUGGUUUAGAACGGGAGACAUUGCCGUAAGACGAACGGUGCCUGGAUGCGGAGCGGGAAAGUCAGGUACAUGGGCGUCUGGCGCUGCUUAUUUUGUCCAAGGUCGCCAAAGUGCAGAUAUCAUCAAAACUGGCGGGGAGAAGGUCUCUGCUCUGGAGAUCGAACGCGAACUACUCAGUCUUCCACAAGUUAACGAAUGUGCAGUCGUUGGUCUGCCAUCAGAGAGCUGGGGGCAAAAGGUUGCAGCCGUUGUUCUCCUUUCGGACGACUGGAGGAAAACUGAGAAGCCAUGGGGCUUGGCCGAUAUGAGACGCGCUUUGAAGGAACAGUUGGUACCAUACAAGAUCCCACAGGACCUGGAGAUCGUUCCAAGCAUCAAACGCAAUGCUAUGGGCAAGGUAAACAAAAAAGAGCUGGUGACUGCGGUAUUUGGGGAUGUGGAGAGAAUUAGACGGAGGAGUGUACAUAUCCGGGAAGAGCGGGAUCGGUUGAAAAGAUCAUGA
Messenger RNA from Exophiala bonariae, 1797 nucleotides. RefSeq lists its product as uncharacterized. The coding region runs from base 1 to 1797 and encodes 598 amino acids. Gene Ontology annotation, biological process: fatty acid metabolic process. NCBI's taxonomy places the organism in Eukaryota, Fungi, Ascomycota, Eurotiomycetes, Chaetothyriales, Herpotrichiellaceae. The record is from RefSeq and is a predicted model, not a curated record. Gene Ontology annotation, molecular function: medium-chain fatty acid-CoA ligase activity. The transcript has 2 exons.